CUCGAGUGUGUACAUACCUAUCUGUAUUAUGUAGUCCAUAAUCGCUGCCUGAAAGGAUCCAAAUCCGGCAAUUGCGUCAAUCCACCGCCCUGUCUGCCUGGCGGUGCACACAUGCAUGCAUCUCUGUAGGAUCUUGAAAAGACAAUCAUCUAUAUCACAUCGACCCAAAAUUGAUUAGACGUGAAGAACUACUCGUCAGAAAAGACGAAAAAGACUUAAUGAAUUCGACCCACAACAGAGGGGAAAACAAUUCUGUUUGCAACAGAGCGAGCGCUGCUGUUCUCUAACAAUAGAGAGCGAGUGGUGGUACACUCAAAGACUGCAGCCUGAGCUACGCCCGUUCGGGCUUCGCGACCUGUAAUUCACCGUCGUUCGUUGGCGCAGCAGGCAGGCAGUCCCGCUCUCACCUUGCGGUUGUUCGCCGCUUGCUUUCCUCCUUCACCACAAGCACGCACCUGCAAACGCUCAGCCACAUAUAUAUAGUCGAGCUGCCCGCCCUCCACGUCCGUCUCCAUUAUCUUCACACCACCGUAACCACCCACACCGUCAACCCAUACUCGAUUCCCGUCCCACCCCGCACCACCUUGUCCACCGCUCCUACAGACACCAUCCACAUUUCCAUCACACACAAUGGCCGAAGAAGCUAAGACUGUCACCCUCCAAACCAGCGACAACCAAAAUAUCAAGGUUGAUCGCGAGGUCGCCGAGCGGUCAAUCCUGAUCAAGAACUUGCUCGAGGAUCUUGGUGGUGAGAGCGGGGAAGAGAUCCCCAUCCCCAACGUCAAUGAGGCCGUCAUGAAGAAGGUCCUCGAGUGGUGCGAGCACCACCGCAAGGACCCCCCUGCUUCCCAAGAUGACGACUCGGACUCGCGCAAGAAGUCCACCGAUAUCGAUGAGUGGGACCAGAAGUUCAUGCAAGUGGACCAGGAGAUGCUGUUCGAGAUCAUCCUCGCCGCCAACUACCUCGAUAUCAAGGCCCUCCUCGAUGUCGGUUGCAAGACUGUAGCCAACAUGAUCAAGGGCAAGUCCCCCGACGAGAUCCGCAAGACGUUUAACAUCCAGAACGACUUCACCCCAGAGGAGGAGGACCAGAUUCGCCGGGAGAACGAGUGGGCCGAGGACCGCUAA
Molecule: messenger RNA, 1128 nt
Organism: Periconia digitata
Lineage: Eukaryota; Fungi; Ascomycota; Dothideomycetes; Pleosporales; Periconiaceae
Source: the annotation of a GenBank genome assembly